AUGACCCCUUUAGCUUUUACUGGUCUGUGUGAGAUUUUAGUUAGAGAUGGAGGUCUUAGACCAACACUUCAAGUUACAGUUGAAGAAAAAGUUGCAAAAACACUUUACUUGUUGGCACAUAAUGUGACAAAUCGCAAGCUAUCUUUCAUCUUUCGAUGGUCCGGAGAGUUUGUCAGUCGUCAUUUUCAUGUUGUCCUCAGAGCUGUCUUGGGAUUAUAUGAAAAAUUUAUUAAACAACCUGAUGGUUCCCAUAAUUGUAUUGGUGCAAUUGAUGGAACACAUAUACGUGUUAAAGUUUCACAACAUGAAGCACCAAAAUAUCAUGGGAGGAAAGAUUAUCCAACUCAAAAUGUACUAGCUGCAUGUACAUUUGAUUUAAAAUUCACAUAUGUGUUAGCUGGGUGGGAAGGUACAGAGUCUGAUUCAAGAAUCAUGAAAGAAGCACUAAAUAGCCAAGAUUCACUAAAAAUUCCAGAAGAACGAGCAUUUGGAGUUCUUAAAAAGAGAUUCCCCAUAAUUUCUAGCUCAAUUGAAUCAUCAUAUGGAAUUGAAACCCAAAAGUUGAUUAUAUUUGCAUGUUGUGUCUUGCACAACUAUUUAAGAGGUGUAGAUCCAAAUGAUGAGUUACUCGCUCAAGUUGAUGUACAGCUUAUGAAUGAUAACACCGUGCAUGAAGAACCUCCAAAUUCUAGGGAGAUGGUUGAUAUGGUGAAAAAGACAAAAGAAUUCACUUCAAGUUAUCUAAACGUACAAGAUAAUUCUGUAUGUAAUUGGACAAAUACGACGAAUGACACAUUAGUUGAUGCCUACUGUCACGGGGAUGCAAUUGGAAAUAGGGUAGGAGGAACUUUUACUAUGCACGCAAUGGAUAACAUUGUGAAGAAGAUACAAUCCAAAUUUUUGGAUAGGGUUAUUAACAAGGAAAAAAAUCAUAAUCGGAUGAAAGCAAUCAAAAGGCAAUUCACCAAGUAUAAUGACAUAUUUCAUCAUUCGGGAAUGAGCAGAUUUGCAUGGGAUCCUAUCACACAUAAGUGGGAUGCUAAACCUGAAGUACGGGAUCAAUUAACUCAGCUAGUGAUGUUGUAUGGAAAGGACAGAGCUACUGGAAAGCAUGCUGAGACUGGUUUAGAUAUGUUAAAAAGGAAUGCUUAUAAGAAUCCAAGAAAAUUAAGUGUUGAUUCAUUGACUAUUGAUGAGAUAGAUGACAUCGAUUUUAUAAAUAUUGACUCAUUGAAAGAUACGGUGGGACAUGAACAGGGCGACCAAAGUCAAGAAACUAAUGACGUGCCACAACUAAUAUCUAUUCAGAAGUACUAG
This is a messenger RNA of Capsicum annuum, 1317 nucleotides long. RefSeq lists its product as uncharacterized. NCBI's taxonomy places the organism in Eukaryota, Viridiplantae, Streptophyta, Magnoliopsida, Solanales, Solanaceae. The transcript has 5 exons. The record is from RefSeq and is a predicted model, not a curated record. Bases 1 to 1317 code for a protein of 438 amino acids.